UAACUCUGCGCUUCCAUAUGUUUAAAGAGCCUUUACGAAUUCGCUUGUUUUCGAAAACAAACUUUUGUUGUGUACCAAUUAAUUCUGGAUUGCUAAAAAGUUCUUAAAGUCAGUUUUACAGAGGAUAUCCUGUUCUUUGCCAUGAAUCAUUUAAAAUGGAUGGGUCAUCUUACAACCAUUGAAAAUAUAUACAAAUCGUUGGAGGGUGAAGGUGACGUAGUCAUAACUUCCAAUGGAAGCUACCUGCGUGCUCAUCGGAUUGUACUCGCAUCGUCCAGUGAGAUGCUACGUUCUGCACUACAGGAUUUGCCUCUAGGAGAAGAAGCUACCAUAGUGGUGCCCGACAUAAGAAUUGAUGUACUUCAAAACAUCUUACAUUUUAUAUAUAACGGAGAGUCUUGCAUAAUUGCUGAAAAUUUAUCAGAGUUUUUGCAAGCCAUUAACGUGUUGGGCAUUACAUCGGAAGUAAGUUUCUUUCGGUCUCCCAAGGACGAUACAGAAGCAAAUGAAAACGAAGUAGAAUUUGUAGGUGAUAAAACAGCGGAGGAUAUUCUUAUUAAUGAACCGUUUGGCGUUUGCAUAGACUAUGAUGAUAAUUCACAAACUUCUGAUAAAUCUGAAAGUAAACAUAUAAAACAAGAUGAAGAAGAAAGUAAAAUGACAAAUUUAGAAGAAGAAAUGAAACUACUAACUGAAAAUUACAGUCAAAAUGACUCAAAUGAUUCGAAUAGUUUAGAUGAAGUGGAAGAGCCUGCAAGUGGAUCAGUGCAUGAAAUAGUACAGAAUGCCUAUGAUUUAGCUGUGGAUGCUGUGAUCUCACAAGGUUUAAGUUUGAAAAAAUCGGCUGAAAAAUUUGGUUUGUCUAAAACUGUUCUAUGGCGACGUGUACACAAAUCACCCUACUAUGUGAAACCAGAACGUAAUACAUCGAUAUUAAAACAGGCAUAUGAACGCUUAAAAAACGGGGAACAGUUAAAACAUGUUAGUCAAGAUUUAAAUAUACCAAUUUCUACACUUCACAGGCAUAGAUCACGUUUAAUUAAAAACGGUGAUUUGCCUGAUAAUUUAAAUCAUAGAAGAAUCAGUAGUAGCGAAAAGAAAGACUUAAGGCAAAGGUUAUUUAACGCUAUGAACGUCUGCAUCCAUGAAGGUACUUCUCUGAAUCAAACUGCAAUAAUGUUUGAUCUUCCCAAAAGUACUCUUUGGCGACAUUUGCAAAAACGCCAAGAAGCAGCAAAAUUAACAAUGGGAAUAACAGAUACCGAUGUAGAUGAUAUUGAUAACAACACAAAUUAAAAUAAUUUAUUUAAACAAUAUCUUUUCAUAUUGAAGACAAUAUUGUUUUAGAUAAUAUAUGUUUAAAACGUAAUCAUAUUGAAUAUGGGAGAUUUAAAAUAAUUUUAAACGUUUUGAUAUAAAAUAAAAAUAGA
This is a messenger RNA of Teleopsis dalmanni, 1430 nucleotides long. RefSeq lists its product as uncharacterized. The transcript has 2 exons. Bases 142 to 1296 code for a protein of 384 amino acids. Lineage: Eukaryota; Metazoa; Arthropoda; Insecta; Diptera; Diopsidae. The record is from RefSeq and is a predicted model, not a curated record. Gene Ontology annotation, molecular function: protein binding; DNA binding.